Molecule: messenger RNA, 1705 nt
Organism: Pseudomassariella vexata
Lineage: Eukaryota; Fungi; Ascomycota; Sordariomycetes; Amphisphaeriales; Pseudomassariaceae
Product: cytochrome P450
Exons: 6
Coding region: 1-1509 (502 amino acids)
Molecular function (GO): monooxygenase activity; iron ion binding; heme binding
Source: RefSeq, a predicted model, not a curated record
AUGCCUGUGGCUGCUCCUCCUGAGCAUCAGCAUCAUCUUAAUUGCCCUCAUCGGCGUAGGGCUGUGUACGCCUCCAAUACCAGUUCGUACUGUCGGCGCAUGAAAGGGGCAAAGCCCAUCCCAGGACCAAAAUGUAGUUACGCCCCCAACCUCAUCCCCCUCUUCAACCGAUGGAACCGUACGUACGGAUCCAUCAUGGCUGCCGACGUGCUCGGUACGAAGCAGGUAGUCCUAGGGACCGAUAAAGCGGCCAACGACCUCCUCGUGAAGCGAGGGAAUAUAUAUUCCGGUCGGGGUACGCCGCCUGCCGCGCUUUUCAUGUCUCAAGGCUUGGUCACCUUUAUGAUGCAGAAGACAGAGAAAUGGCGGCGUCAACGCAAGUUGCUCCACACCUUAUUAGCGAGCACCGUAGCCACCAAGUACGAACCCUUCAUCGAGCUUGAGUCGACGUACUCCCUGCGCGACCUACUACAAACGCCAGAAGCCUUCGAAAACCACGUCGAGAGGUACGCCUACGCCAUCGUGUUCAGUCUGGGCCUGGGCAAGAGCAUCACCAACGUCCACGACGACGUGCUGCGGGAGUCGAGCGCGCUCACCGACGAGAUCCUGGCCACUUUCCGCCCCGAAAAGUACAUCGCCAAUCUGAUCCCUAUCUUGAUCCGCGCGCCUAGUUGGCUGGUCCCGUCGAAUGGGAAGCUGGCCGAAGUGCAACAGCGAAUGAAAGCCGACGUGUUGAGGCACGAGAACCGCGUUAGGAAAGGCGUGGGGGAUGGCACGGGCCCGGACUCCUGGAUGCGUUAUUAUCUGGAGAAUCGGGACGAGUACGGGCUUGAACUAGAGGAGGCGCGGUCACCGUACAAUGUGUUGUUAACUGUUAUCACCAUUAUGAUGGAGUACCCGGAGUGGCAGAAAAAGGUGCAGGAUGAGGUUGACCGUGUCGUUGGCGCGGAGCGGCUUCCAGCAUUCGAUGAUUUGCCAAACCUGCCUGUCUUUCGUGCCGUCAUUAAGGAGGGGAUCAGGUGGCGCUCCAUUGUUGCUGAGAUUGGCGUACCGCAUCUUCUGGAUGAGGACGACUUUUAUGAGGGCUUCUUCAUUCCGAAGGGCACUAUGGUUUACGCCAACUACAACUUAUAUCCGGACGGUGCGGUCUUCAACCCGGACCGCUGGCUCAACCCAGCAUACCCGACAUACAGGGAACCCCUGAUCGUCUAUCCCAAUCUGUUGAACUUCACCUCCUUCGGCUACGGUCGCCGCGUGUGCCCCGGGCCUAAUUUCACCGAGCGUACCCUGACCAUCAUGACUGCGCGCAUCGCCUGGGCAUGUGAUAUCAAGAAAAGAAUUGACCCGGCGACCAAGAAAGAGAUGCCGCUCAACAUCCGCUACGAGCCGACCCCAAAUCCGAAACCGCUUCCGUUCCCAUCGGACAUCAAGCCGCGAAACAAGAAGAGAACAGAGUUGGUUCGGAAGGAGGCGGAGAGGCGUCGUGCGACGGAUCCGCUUGCGCAGUAGAAGGCAGGCUGCAGUUUUCACAACGUGAAGCUAAAAUAAAAGGGGUAUUUUGCUGGGAGGAUUGCAAAUGGGCAUUAUUCAGUAUUCUUUCUGUGUCGUAUUCAAAUGGGAGACUAAAUAUAGCAUCGUUGCUUUGUUUAAUACUUGCCAGGGCUUAAUAUCAUUCGAGAGAUUUUUCCUUCCGGAGGUGAAGGAU